Molecule: messenger RNA, 605 nt
Organism: Anthonomus grandis grandis
Lineage: Eukaryota; Metazoa; Arthropoda; Insecta; Coleoptera; Curculionidae
Exons: 3
Coding region: 93-497 (134 amino acids)
Source: RefSeq, a predicted model, not a curated record
AAUGUUUAGAAAUUAUUAUCGGUAGGUAUAUAAGGCUAAUUAUUAAUAAUUGCGUUUUACUCAGUCGUAAACAACACUUUUGAGUGGUGAAAAUGGUGAAGUAUAUCGUUUUGGUUGUAAGCGCUCUAUUGGUCGCUGGAACUGUUGGAAAACCGGUGGAUGAUGAAGAAUCUGAGCUUCACGUAUGCUAUUCGUUAAACUGUCCAAAAGAAACCACGAUUUGCGGUAAAACAUCGGAGGUGUCAUCUGAUGAUAAAACCAAGUUAAAUGUCCAGAUUAAGUGCUUUGAUGCAGAGGGGUCUGUCCUAAAAUCUGAAAACACCACCGAAACCAACCCGUGGGGACCGAACGUCUACUACAAAGGAACCAAAUUAACAGCAGUCGUAAGACUGACCCCUGACUAUUUUUACUUGGUCAAUCCUGGUGUCGGUACCAACCACGUACAUGCCAAAGAAGACGCAGGACCAAAGAGCGAAGUUGAAGAUUUAAACAGUUAAAUGUUUUUUUAUUGUGAAGAAUUCAUUGAUGUGAUAUUUGUAUUUAUAAAUUGAUAUUAUAGGAAGAUAUGCAAAAAAAUAUGUAAAUAAAUAAAAUAUUUUAUUAUU